AUGUCCAAACCAUCUGGUCAAGAAGAAUAUGACUACUUAUAUAAGAUCGUACUCAUUGGAGACAGUGGAGUAGGUAAGAGUAACUUGCUCUCGAGAUUCACACGCAAUGAGUUCAGCUUGGAGACAAAGUCGACGAUUGGUGUGGAGUUUGCCACUCGCUCGAUUGUCACAGAGUCAAAGACGAUCAAGGCACAGAUUUGGGACACGGCCGGUCAGGAGAGAUAUAGAGCAAUCACAUCGGCCUACUACCGUGGCGCCGUCGGUGCUUUGCUCGUCUAUGACAUUGCCAAGCAGGCCACCUACAAGAGCGUUGAGAGAUGGCUUACGGAGCUCCGUGAGAAUGCCGACCGCAACAUCGAGAUCAUGCUGGUUGGAAACAAGAGCGAUUUGAGACACUUGCGUGAGGUAUCCACCGACGAGGCCAAGGAGUUCUCAGAGAAGCACAACCUUUUAUUCAUUGAAACGUCAGCUCUCGACUCGAGCAAUGUAGACGUUGCCUUCCAAACCAUUUUGACACAGAUCUAUCACAAGAUGAACAGACGAGCUACCGUUGCAACAGUGGAGACUCACCAAGAAAUAUCGCACAACACCAACAUCAUUGAUGUCUCUGCCCAGAGUGGCACAAAGAAGGAGCCUGGAUGCCCGUGCUAA
This is a messenger RNA of Acytostelium subglobosum LB1, 651 nucleotides long. RefSeq lists its product as hypothetical. Gene Ontology annotation, molecular function: GTP binding; GTPase activity. The record is from RefSeq and is a predicted model, not a curated record. Gene Ontology annotation, biological process: exocytosis. Gene Ontology annotation, cellular component: recycling endosome. NCBI's taxonomy places the organism in Eukaryota, Evosea, Eumycetozoa, Acytosteliales, Acytosteliaceae. The transcript has 3 exons. Bases 1 to 651 code for a protein of 216 amino acids.